Mangifera indica (mango) is the source of this 2363-nucleotide messenger RNA. RefSeq names its product ankyrin repeat-containing protein At5g02620-like. NCBI's taxonomy places the organism in Eukaryota, Viridiplantae, Streptophyta, Magnoliopsida, Sapindales, Anacardiaceae. Bases 26 to 2152 code for a protein of 708 amino acids. The transcript has 5 exons. Gene Ontology annotation, molecular function: protein binding. The record is from RefSeq and is a predicted model, not a curated record.
GGUUGUCUCCAUCUGUGGGAAGCAAAUGGUCGUCCGUAGAAGCGAGCUUUAUCGGGCAGCCCUGAACAGCGAUUGGGAAUCUCUGAAGAAAUUAUACCAGACAAAUGUUAGGUCGCUGUCAUCUCCUGUAACGGCCUCCAGGGACAAUGCCUUUCACUUGGCGGUGUUCAGCAAAAGAAAAGAUCCGCUUCAAUUUUUGCUUGAAAUUUCCAAAGAACAUCCUAGGGUGAAGGAUGCCUAUUUACAAACAAAUGACUACGGGAACACGCCUCUUCAUGAGGCUGCAUUAAAUGGGAACCUGGAGGCCGUAAAGGCUUUGGUCACUCAUCAUCGCAGGCUCAUCGCGGAAGAUAUUGAAUAUCCACGUGUGGAAAAGCUCCAAGAGGCUGUGAAUAUGGAUGAAGAAACCCCGCUUUUUCUUGCUGCUUCAUUUGGGAAAACAGAGGUGGUGAAGUUUUUAGCUGCAACAUCAUUUGAAUCUCACAAAAGAUUAAUAUACCAAGAAGAAAAAGGAAGGACUGAAGAAGAAGAAUAUUCUAAGCUUAAAAAUAUUCACCGCCAAAACAUGAGGGUAAAGCCCAAACCUAAAGCCUCCAAUGAACUGCCUGGUGCGAGUCAAGGUGAAAUAACAUCAGAGCCAGAGCCUGGUGCCAUCAAAGAAGAAACAUUCAUACAAAAGCGUAAUGCCUCCAUUCUGGGCGUUGCCAUCAUAGGCCACCAUUUUGACACGGCUCUAUAUUUACUGAAGAUGGAUGAAUCGUUAGCAGCACUCAAAAACCUAGAUGGCCAGACCUCUCUUCACCUACUAGCAGCCAUGCCCUCAGCUUUCGAAAGUGGAUAUCAAUUUGGCACAUGGAUCCACAAAGUCAUAUAUUCCUGCCUUCCAAUCGGUGAUGAUGCAGAUGAUGAUGAAAAAGCUACUACAAAAAUUUCCAAAGGUUGGCUUAAAUUACUGCAAAAAAUCUGUGCACUUGUAAGGAGUGACAUCUUGGAAGAAAAGACGAAGCAUAAACUUGCUUUCAAACUAGCGAAGACACUGAUAACAAAAGAUUCUUCUUGGGAUGAAAUCAUUCCGUUUGAUAAAGACCAGUCUUCAGGAGGAGAUUAUAAGGCAAUCCCGUUAUUGCUGGCGACUGAAAAAGGAAUAGUAGAAAUUGUGAACAAGAUACUAGAAAUAUAUCCCCAGCUGGUUGAGCAUUGCAAUGAUCUGGGUCAGAACAUACUGCAUAUGGCAAUUAAGCACCGUCGAAAGGAUAUCUUCAAUCAUGUGAAAAAUAUGAAAAUGCCAAUGACAAGGUUAGUCGGAAAGGUUGACAAUAAUGGCUACACCAUUUUACACCAUGCUGCAUACAUGGAGACACAGACUGCAAAGCUUCACCCAACAGGACCUGUAUACAAACUCCAGGAAGAGAUAAAGUGGUACAAACGUGUAAAGAAGAUCACGCCCUCCCACUACGCCAUGUCUUGCGAAGAGAAAUUCAAUUCGAAGCACGAUACACUACUCAAGGAUGCACAGGAAUGGAUAAAAAAGACUUCUGAGUCUUGCACUGUAGUGGCUGUUCUCGUUGCUACAGUGGUCUUUGCAGCUGCGUACACUGUGCCUGGAGGUUCUAAUGAACAGGGGUAUCCAGUUUUCCGCAACAGCUCUCUCUUCUUGCUUUUCACAGUCAUGGACGUUGUUGCUUUGGCCUGCUCCUUAACCUCCGUUGUAAUGUUCUUGUCCAUCCUCACAUCGCCUUAUACGUAUCAUGAAUUCCACCGCCAACUCCCCAACGCACUCACAAUAGGUUUCGCCUUGCUCUUCAUUUCAUUGACUACAACAAUGAUUGCAUUCGCAGCAACAUUAUUGCUCAUAAUUCGUUCGGACAAGCCACAUUGGACCACCACUCUCAUUUAUACUGCUGCAUUUCUUCCUGUCAGCAUAUUUGCACUCACGCGUUUUCCCAUGUAUGCUGCAUUUGAGAAAACUUUGCUCAAGUUGUAUCGUAGAUUGCCCAAGAAGUCAGCUUCCAGACAGGGUUCCUUUGCAGACCAAGCAGCUCCUAAACAAACCGAAUCGCACACAAAGCAGCUUGAGAACGAUGGUCAAUUGUCUGAGGAGAGUGUGCCGAUAAUAAGCCCAAGCUCUGAGUGUGAGAUUUAUAUUAGUUGAUGCUGAUAAUAUUACAAGAUAUUACAAACUGGUGUGACUUUGUUUUCAUCAUUUUGGGUUCCAUCAAGUCAAGAGUGAGCGUCAAACAAGAGAAUAUUUUACUUUUUGUUCUAAUAAAUUUGUAUGCAAGUAGUGUGUGUUUUUUAAGAAUAUAAAUUUAAAAUAUUUAAAGUAUUUUUAUCAUAUUUAAUAACAUGCUUAUUUUCCAAGA